AUGGGUAAAGCCGGCCGUUUUGCGUGUAUCAUCACGCCUCUGGCUCUCACUCUCGCAUCUUUAGUAUGCUUUGUCAUUGUCAUGCUCGGCCAAACGCCAUGGAAGGGCAACAACGCACCAGCUACAGCCCUUGGCCGCGAGCUCUACUUCAUGAAGGCUGAUACGUCAAAUAUGACGCUCGACUCACAAACCAUUCUCGACAAACUUCCUGAAGGUCUCACCCCCAACAACGAUUUCCUCGACGCUCUCCGUGGCAAGGCCGACUCCAAGGAGCUCAAGGACUUUUACCAGGUCGGCCUCUUCUCAUACUGCGAGGGAGAAACCAACAAGGAGACUGGCGAGGAAAAGAUUACAUACUGCUCUGCUCGCAAGUUCAAGUUCCACUUUGACCCUCUCAAGGUCUGGGGCAUGAACGGUACUGCUCUGCAGGAGGCUCUGGGCGACAAGUACGAUGACGGAAUGAAUGUCUACAAGAAAGUUGCUGGCUGGAUGAACUGGGCCUUUGUCAUUGUCAUUGUCUUGACCCCCAUGGAAUUCCUCGUUGGCUUCUUUGCCAUCUUCUCCAGGUGGGGCAGCCUCGUCACUACCGUCAUCUCUACCGCCCAAACCAUCUUCGCUGUUGCCGCCGCAAUUACUGCAUCUGCAACCUACGGCACCCUGACUGGUGUCUUCAGGACCGCUCUUGACCCCUACAAUAUUGACGUCAACAUGGGCUCCCGCAUGAUCUCUACCUUGUGGCUCGGUGUCGCUUUCUCCAUUGCCUCUGGCUUCUUCUGGCUCAUCAGCACCUGCUGCUGCAGCGGAAAGAGCGAUAGCAAGAAGAUGACUGUCGAGAAGACCCCUUACACUUACGAGCGUGUUGCCAGCCCCGCUUUUGGCGGCCAACAGGGUCACCAGAUGCAGAAAUGGCCUAGCAGCCAGAAGCAGACUCCCCAGAUGGGCGGUACCGCUUACGAGCCCUUCAGGUCCAAUGUCUAA
This is a messenger RNA of Bipolaris victoriae FI3, 978 nucleotides long. RefSeq lists its product as hypothetical. Gene Ontology annotation, biological process: fungal-type cell wall organization. The record is from RefSeq and is a predicted model, not a curated record. Gene Ontology annotation, cellular component: plasma membrane; cell cortex of cell tip. The coding region runs from base 1 to 978 and encodes 325 amino acids. NCBI's taxonomy places the organism in Eukaryota, Fungi, Ascomycota, Dothideomycetes, Pleosporales, Pleosporaceae. The transcript has 3 exons.